Molecule: messenger RNA, 777 nt
Organism: Vitis riparia (riverbank grape)
Lineage: Eukaryota; Viridiplantae; Streptophyta; Magnoliopsida; Vitales; Vitaceae
Product: plant UBX domain-containing protein 8-like
Exons: 3
Coding region: 64-615 (183 amino acids)
Molecular function (GO): protein binding
Source: RefSeq, a predicted model, not a curated record
ACACACUCAAAUAGCGAAAUUUCGCAGCUCCUGGUAACUGGUUUCCACAAAAUCCCAGCUCCAAUGGCCAGACCCAAUCAGGAGGCUAUUGACACGUUCAUUAGCGUCACCGGCGCUUCCGAGGACGUUGCCGUUAGGAAACUCCAGGAGCACGGCGGUGAUCUUAACGAAGCCGUGGACGCGCAUUUCAGUGAAGGAGAUCGAACCAUUGCUCGCGCCGUUCCUCGCAAUGAGCUCACGGACAUGAUUGAUAUAGCUCACCAACAAUCCAGGGAAGCUGCUUCAUCUAUUUUCUCAGCGGCUGGAAGAGAUUUUGAUUCGUUCUCACCCCUUGGUCCAAACUUCGGGAGAAGUUUAUUUGAUAGUAUGUCUGAGUUUUGGAGCUGGGCACCAUUUGGUUCCUUUGCAAGGGACAGGAGGGAGAUCCCCUUUGCUUUCGGGGAUCGGAAUCCAUUUGUUUCACACCCAAGGGAGGUAAGGGAGAUUCCCAUAGAAUUCAAAGAUGGGAAUGGGUCGUCCCCCACCAUAGAGGAUGUCACUCAUGCUUCCCAUGUCUAUGCACAUGAACCGGAGAUCCAUGGGACGGUCACAUUUGACGGUGAAGAUGAUGGCUAAAAUUAGUAAACUACCUGUAAAAUACUAAAAUGAAAGAAAAUGAGUAUGUUUUGGACUCUUUGUAGUACUGAAUAACUUGUAAUCAGAAAUGUGUGUUUGGUGACUAAGAAAAUUUGAAGUCUGAGAACUAGUUUAUAUAAAAUUUUGAUGAUUCAAGGAUUA